CUGAACGCCAAAGGAAUAUUCUGUUUUUCUGCCAUCCACAAGUUCCAGUCCAACCAAGUGAUCGUGGUCCCGUCAUUCAGGAAGAAGAGAGGAAGUACAGUGGAGAUAUCAAGUGGCGGGGUUCUGUGUCCUUGAUAACCGCGAGAUAACCCACCCAGCCUCUUAUCGAUAUCGGCAGCAGCCGACUUAUUGGCACGUUAGCUGCAAUCAAGCGGGGCUGGGCCGUCAGUUAUAUCCAGGGAUGCACGCGAAGGUUGCUAAGUCACACAAUGUGACAGUCAGAAACUACCGCACUCCAAGCAAAUGGCGGCGCCUUCACCAAGCAACAACCGAAGUCGUUAAAGGCCCAAUUUGGAUAGAGAUUCCCCAGCCGGCCCUCUUCAACAAAAUGGCCUACGCCGAGCAGCAGCGCUGGAUUACGGUCCAGCAAAAGACGUUUACCAAAUGGCUAAACACCAAGCUGGAGGUUAGGAAUCUCGAGGUCAAGGACCUGGUGCAAGACCUGAGUGAUGGUGUACUCCUUAUCCACCUCCUCGAGUGUCUCUCGGGCGAGUCGCUGGGCCGGUAUGCCGCGAAACCCAAGCUGCGCGUGCAGCGCUUCGAAAAUGCAAACCUCGCGCUCAACUUUAUCAAGUUGCGCGGAAUACAGAUGACCAACAUCGGCGCUGAAGAUGUAGUAGAUGGAAACCGAAAAAUCAUUCUUGGCCUGAUAUGGACCCUCAUUCUGCGCUUCACCAUCAACGACAUCAACGAGGAGGGCAUGACGGCCAAGGAGGGCUUGUUAUUGUGGUGCCAACGCAAGACGGCGUGCUACGACGGGGUGGACGUGCGUGACUUCAGCGCAAGCUGGAACGACGGGCUCGCCUUCUGUGCCCUUCUCGACAUCCAUCGCCCGGAUCUGAUCGACUACGAGGCUCUCGACAAGUCGGACCACCGCGGCAACAUGCAGAUGGCUUUCGAUAUUGCUCAUAAGGAGAUUGGCAUUCCGAAGCUGCUGGAUGUCGAGGACGUGUGCGACGUGGCCAAGCCCGACGAGCGCAGUCUGAUGACCUACAUCGCCUACUGGUUCCACGCCUUCUCGCAGAUGGAGAAGGUUGAGAAUGCAGGCCGCCGCGUCGAAAAGUUUGUCAACAAUAUGCGUGGCGCCUGGGAUAUGCAGAGCGCUUAUGAGCGAAGGAUGGCGGCGCUACUCGAGGCAAUCCGUGCCCAGAUGAAGAACUGGCAGCUCGCUACCUUUGAGGGGACCUACGCAGAUGCCAAGGCACAGGCGGCUGAAUUCGCUUCGUACAAGAGAGGCUUGAAACGGGAGUGGGUGGCCGAGAAGAGCGAACUAGCGACGCUUCUGGGUAACAUCAAGACGAAGCUGGGCACAUACCGGCUGCGACCAUACGACCCGCCGGCUGAGUUGAGGCUGGAGGUGUUGGACAAAGAGUGGAGCAACCUGACCAAGGCAGAGAUGAAUCGGGGUCAGUUGAUCAAUGAGACUAUCAGAGACAUAAAGAACGCGCUACGUAAAUCCUUUGCUGACAAGGCGAACGAUUUCGCUCUAGCGCUCAAUACGAUACAGCUCGCCAUUUCAGGGCUCGAAGGCGAUGUAGAGGACCAACUACACCAUGUACGGAAGCUAUCGGACAAUCUCCCGCCGCUAGACGCCUUCCUAAAGACCAUCGCUGCCGUCGACGAAAAGUGCCAAGAAGCUAACAUUGAAGAAAACGAUUUCACCACGUACACAUACGACGAGCUUUGCUAUGAGCUCUCACUGGCCAAGUCAUCCGUCUCCAAAAAGCUCUCCUUCCUCGAGAACCAGAUGGUUGCGCGCAAUAUGACGAACCUUACCCCUAUUCAGCUUGAAGAGUUCGAGUCUGUCUUCCGACACUUUGACCGCGAUGACAGCAACAGCCUGUCCGAGUUGGAGUUUAGCGCGGCCCUGGCCUCGCUCGGCCUGAUAUUCUCGGAAGAUGAGAUGCACGAGUACUUUCUCGACACGUCCAAUGGGCGUGACCGCGUCACGUUUGAGCAAUUUAUCGGCUUUAUGGUCGAGGUGACUGAGGAUCAGAACACGGCCGAGCAAGUCUUCCAGAGCUUUAGGGAGGUCGCCGAUGGGAAACCGUAUGUGACUGAAAUGGACUUGCGGCAUUCACUGGUGCCGGACGAGGUCAUUGAGAAGCUGGUCGAGAUUAUGCCACCGCAUAAAGGACCGGAUAUGCAGGUCGACCGGGGUCAGCCACAAUACGAUUACAUUUCCUUUAUGGAAAAGCUUUGCGGGAAUGAAGGGGAACCCAGGCCAAGUAGUGGAAGGUUGAGUCCAACGAAGCCUGCGGCAGCGGGGAUGAAUGGCGUGCAUUGAGAUGGGUUGGCAUAGCUCACAUAUCGCCUCAUGUCCCGCUCGCCGCGGGAGAGGUACCUUCUUUUUGUUUAAUAUUUCCCUUAGUUUAGUUCCCUUUAAUACCCGUGUUAGCAUAGCGUGGAUGGUCCUAGGGAUUCAAACAUUAUAGCACAUCUCACUCAAGCUUGCUGAUCCAUUUACCGAGGCUUCUCAAGCUUAUCUAACGAAGGGGGAUAGCCUCCUCAAAAGUGAGGGUGAUAGGGUAUGCCCUUCGAAGCUGGACACAGGUCAUACCAGCCCAAAGUUAUAAUGUACUUGCCGUUACCUCGAGGAUAUCAGUUGGAUGGAAGUGAUAACUUAUCUAGUAACGCCCGUCCUGGUACUGAGAUCUAGCAGCUCAUCCC
Molecule: messenger RNA, 2730 nt
Organism: Canariomyces notabilis
Lineage: Eukaryota; Fungi; Ascomycota; Sordariomycetes; Sordariales; Chaetomiaceae
Exons: 3
Coding region: 242-2347 (701 amino acids)
Biological process (GO): actin cytoskeleton organization; actin filament bundle assembly
Cellular component (GO): cell junction; cell projection; actomyosin contractile ring
Molecular function (GO): calcium ion binding; actin lateral binding
Source: RefSeq, a predicted model, not a curated record